Molecule: messenger RNA, 1294 nt
Organism: Phascolarctos cinereus (koala)
Lineage: Eukaryota; Metazoa; Chordata; Mammalia; Diprotodontia; Phascolarctidae
Gene: MPDU1
Product: mannose-P-dolichol utilization defect 1
Biological process (GO): oligosaccharide biosynthetic process
Source: RefSeq, a predicted model, not a curated record
UCAGAAGAACGCCAGCGUACGCACGAGCGAGAGAGGGCAAGAGCAAAGUAGUCGGAAGUGUGGAAAUGCGCAUGCGCCUGCCUGCGAAACUUGAUGGCAGGCCAGGCAGGGGAGGGAAGGCACAGGCAGGCGGAAGAGAUCGGUUUGUAAGAUGGCGGAGGAGGCGGAAGGGCCUUUAAAGCGGCUUCUGGUGCUUUUUCUUCUGCCCGAGAAAUGCUACGAUCGGCUUUUUAUUGACUUGGAUUUGCUCGAUGUUCGGUGCCUCAAGAUACUAAUUAGCAAAGGCCUGGGGCUUGGCAUUGUUGCUGGAUCAUUGCUGGUGAAACUACCUCAAGUGUUUAAAAUUCUGGGGGUGAAGAGUGCAGAAGGCCUGAGCCUCCAGGCGUUUCUUCUAGAACUGGUGGCCUUGACUGGGACCAUCAUCUACAGUGUGGCAAACAGCUUCCCAUUCAGCUCUUGGGGUGAGGCCUUGUUCUUAAUGCUACAGACCAUUACCAUCUGCUUCCUGAUCCUACACUACAGAGGACAUACCAUGAGAGGUGUGGCCUUACUAGGCAUCUAUGUCCUGAUCCUGCUGGUAUUGCUCUCACCCCUGAUGCCCAAGACUGUGGUCACCCUGCUUCAGGCCACCAACAUGCCUGCUGUGAUCAUGGGGAGGUUACUUCAGGUGAUCACCAACUACAGAAACGGUCACACAGGGCAUCUGUCAGCAGUCACUGUUUUCUUACUCUUUGCUGGCUCCCUUGCCCGAAUCUUCACCUCCAUCCAGGAAACAGGUGACCCCCUCAUGGCAGUGACUUUUAUCGUCUCCUCCAUCUGCAAUGGUCUCAUUGCCUUCCAGCUCCUCUAUUACUGGAAUGUCAGGAUUCCUCACAAAUUGGAAAAGAAACAUCAGUAGUGUCUUUGAUGCUGCUCCCCUUUUCCCAGCCAGAACAGUAUCUCAAAGGCCCCAGUUUGGUCUUCAUUCCUUUUCCUUUGGUCUUCUUGACCUGGGUUCUACCUACCCCCAAAAUUGAAAUCCUUUUUUUGGAGCUGUGCUCCCCCUACUCCUUUAGUUGCCCCCUUCCCCCAACUUCCCUGUGCUCCCCUCACUCCCCCAUGGCUUGUUCUCUAGUGUGUUGGGGAGCUUCCAAGAGAAGGGAGGGAUUGUGACCAGGGGAUUGGGAGGAAGGUAACAAAUGAAGACAUUAAUGGUGGCUUUGGACCAUGAGGAUGUCAGCUGUGGCUAAUUAACUAGCUUUGUACCUACAUACAUUCAUCACCAGGAUAGGAUCGCUGGUUUCUUGGCAGAGCA